AACACUGACUCAUGAAUGUCCCGCGAGGAGGCGGGAACAAAAGCACCCGUUGUCCCGCCUAAUGAAUUUCCUUUCCCUCCAUCCUCAUGAAAGCGCUCGUUUUUCUCCCAAAAAUGUGAUAGAAUUUGCCGCUCGUGAAAAAUUUUCUUUUUUUCUCCUCCAAAUCCCGUAUCCCACAAAUUCCCUCUCAAAACCCUUCCUCUCUGCGCAAAAAACCCUCGUCUACUUCACUCCAGCUCUACCGGCUUCAUAGUUUCGCCCUAAACUCUCUCCUUCGGGACCGAAAGCUCACGAUACAGCUGCGAUUAGAGAUAACUGGGAAGGCAACGACGGGAUCGCGGUGUACAGAGACCUGAAAUUCCUAUCUUUCUUCUCCUCCCGCUCUGUUCCUACAGAAAAGAAUCCGCGGCUUUAUUUUGUCCAGAAUGACCGUCUGACAAGAUUUAGGUUAAAUCUUGCUCUAAAUCCGGUACCAGACAUGCCCAAAGUCAGGAUUGAAGCUCGCUGUUGAAGGCAGCGAAGAGACCAGCUGCGCGCGAAGGCUGCGAGGAAUUCAAUGCCUGGAAUUAAUAAAUCCGAGAUUCAAGUGAUGAACAGGAAGACCACUUCCAAAUGCUCAACGAAAAAGAGCAAGAGGAAGGUGGCCGUGGAAGAAGCUCAUGGUGUGAAGGAUUCAAAAGAAAAUGGCCACAUCAUAAAUUGUGCCGAAGAGCCUGUUAUCCGAAAAAGGCCCAAGCGGUCAGCUUCAUGUUUAAAUUUUAAAGAGAAGAAUGUUAGGUUAUCCGAUAGGUUUUCUGUUGUUGAAACAAAAGAGAUUAGGGUUGUGGAAGAAGAGAAAGAUGCUGUUGAGCUCACCAUACUUGGUGCAGAAGAUCUGCCACCAUGCAGAAAACUUGUUGAUUUUGUUUUUCAUGAUACUGAUGGAAAGCCCCAACCUUUCGAAGUAUGUGAAUUCGAUGAUAUUUAUAUUACUUCUGUUAUCAUGCCCAUGGAUGAUAAUUUGGAAAAAGAGAAGGAAAAGGGGGUUAAGUGUGAAGGGUUUGGCCGAAUUGAAAGUUGGUCAAUAUCUGGUUAUGAUGAGGGCUCCCCCAUUGUUUGGGUUAUGACUGAAAUUGCAGAGUAUGAAUGCGUGAAGCCUGCUAGCAGUUAUAAAAGGUUUUUUAACCAUUUCAAUGAAAAGGCUCGCAUUUGUAUUGAAGUUUACAAAAUUUUAAAUAAAUCUACUGGUAGGAAUCCAGAUUUGAGCCUCGAGGAAUUGCUCGCGGGAGUAAUUCGUUCGAUCAGUGGAACCACUGGCCCCAGUGGUGUUGUUAAUAGAGAUUUAAUUAUAUCUCUUGGUGAAUUCAUAUACAAUCAGCUGAUUGGAUUGGAUGAAACACCAGAAGGAAGUAAUGCUAGUUUAGCCAAAAGAUCAGCACUUUGUGCUCUUAGAGAUGAAUGUAGAAGUAGAGGAGGAUUAAGAGAAAAGAUUGAUGGAACCUUGAAGAUUGACGGCAGAAAAAGUCUGUUAAUUGAUGAGGAUGAAGAUGAGAAAUUGGCACGGCUACUCCAAGAGGAGGAAAAUUGGAAUCUGAUGAAGCAGCAGAGGGGUUCACAGUCAAGAAAUUCUAACAUUUAUAUCAAGAUCAGUGAGGCAGAGAUUGCAAAUGAUUAUCCUUUGCCUGCAUAUUACAAACCCGCCGUUGAUGAAAUGGAUGAGUACAUAUUCUUUGAUACUGAAUCUAGCAUCCACUAUGUUGAUCUUCCGAGGAGGAUUCUUACUAACUGGUCACUGUACAAUUCGGACUCGAGGCUUAUUUCCUUGGAACUUCUGCCAAUGAAACCCUGUGCAGAAACUGAUGUAUUGGUUUUUGGAUCUGGAAAUAUGCGGGAAGAUGACGGUAGUGGGUUCUGUAUGGAGCUUGAUGUAGGUGGGUCUUCUUCUAGCAUUACUGAUUGUGCAAACUCUGAAGGUGUUCCUGUUUAUCUUAGCUCAAUCAAGGAAUGGAUGAUAGAAUUUGGCUCUUCCAUGAUUUUCAUUUCCGUUCGAACAGAUGUUGCAUGGUACAGACUUGGGAAGCCAGCUAAACAAUAUGCUCCAUGGUAUGAGCCAGUUCUGAAAACUGCGAGCCUGGCAAUUAGUAUAAUUACUUUGCUGAAAGAACAGACUAGAGCUUCAAAACUAUCUUUUGCAGAUGUGAUUAAAAAGAUCACAGAGUUUGAAAGGGAAGAUCCUGCUUACAUUUCUUCAAAUAUUGCUGCCGUGGAAAGAUAUGUGGUGGUUCACGGACAGAUUAUUCUUCAACAGUUUGCAGAGUAUCCUGAUAAAACAAUUAAAAAAUGCUCUUUUGUAACCAGUCUAUCAGCUAAAAUGGAGGAGAGGCUCCAUACAAAACUGGCGAUGAAGAAAAAGUUGGUUGUGCAAAAAGAAGAUAAUUUGAAUCCAAGUGCUGCAAUGAGGCCGCUCAUCUCCAAAAGAAAGGUGAUGCGUGCUACAACAACAAGGCUUAUCAAUAGGAUUUGGGGAGAUUAUUACUCCAGUCAUUUUCCUGAUGAAUUCAAGGAGGAGGUUGAAAAUGUGUUGAAGGAUGAAGAAGUUGAGGAUGAGCAGGAGGAGAAUGAAGAGGAGGAAAUUGAAGAACAGCGCUGUGUGGUCCAAGAGAUAGAUUCAAAAAGUUUUCUUUCUAAAAGUUUUCAUGAUUCUAAGUCUAACGGGGAGGAAAUUAGAUGGGAGGGGGAUCCAAUUGGUAAAAAAGAUUCUGGUGAAGUUUUGUAUAAACGUGCCAUUGUUCAUGGAGAGAAAAUUUCUGUUGGUGGAGUUGUGGUUAUUGAUGGUCUUCAGCCAAGCAAAGUUCCAACUUUGUUUUUCGUGGAAUUCUUAUACAUGCGGAGUGAUGGAGUGAAGAUGGCCCAUGGGAGGAUAAUGUUAAGAGGGGUUCAAACUAUUUUGGGGAAUGCAGCAAAUGAGAGGGAAGUCUUUUUGACGAAUAACUGUAAUGAUUUUGCUCUAGAAGACAUGAAAGAGGCAGUACAUGUGGAUAUCCGUUUAAUAUCAUGGGGAUACCAAUAUAGAAAGGAGUUUGCUGAGGCUGCUAAGAUUGACAGAAUGAAGGCUGAGGAGAAGAAGAAAAAAGGACUUCCAAUGGAUUUUUUCUGCAAAAGCUUAUAUUGUCCAGAGAGAGGAGCUUUUUUCGCUCUUCCUUAUGAUAGUUUAGGAUUGGGAUCUGGCUUCUGCAGCUCUUGUAGAGGAAGAGAGAACAAGGAGUGUCAGGUCAAAGCUAGCUCGAAGGAAACCUUUAUCUUUAAGAAAACUGAAUACUAUAUUCAUGAAUUCAUAUAUGUGAAUCCUUAUUGUUUUGUUGAAGAGGAUAAGGAGCAUGAGACAUUUAAGGCUAGCAGGAAUAUUGGACUUAUGGCAUAUGUUGUCUGCCAAAUAUUGGAAAUUUCUUUUCAUGAAGGUGCUAAAAAUUCAACUCAACAUGUUAAAGUCAGAAGAUUCUAUAGACCGGAAGAUAUUUCAGCAGCCAAAGCAUAUACUGCAGAUAUUAGAGAAGUUUACUACAGCGAAGAUUUGCAUGAGGUACCCAUAGAUAUGAUACAAGGGAAAUGCAGUGUCAUAAAGAAAAAUAACUUGCCUAGUUUGGAUCUCCCUGUAAUUAUGGAUCAUAUUUUCUUUUGUGAAUGCUUUUAUGACCCUACCCAAGGUUCUCUAAAGCAGUUGCCUUCUAAUAGCAAGCUUUGGGCCACAAUUAGAAGCACGCUUAAUCCCUGCAAAAUGAAGAAGGGUAAAGAAAAAUGUGAAGAAGGGCAACAAACGGAAAGAAAUAUGUGGAAGGAGUUGCCUCAGGAAAAUCGUUUGGCCACUCUAGAUAUUUUUGCUGGCUGUGGUGGUUUAUCUGAAGGACUUCAGCAGUCUGGCGCUACAUUCACAAAAUGGGCAAUUGAAUAUGAAGAGGCUGCUGGUGAGGCAUUCAACAAAAACCACCCUGAUGCACAUAUGUUCAUUGAUAACUGCAACGUGAUCUUAAGGGCCAUUAUGGAGAAAUGUGGUGAGGCAGAUGAUUGCAUCUCGACUUCUGAGGCUGCAGAAUUGGCAGCAAAGCUUGGUGAGGAAAAGCUUAAAAAUCUUCCAAUGCCCGGUCAAGUAGAUUUCAUCAACGGAGGACCUCCUUGUCAGGGCUUUUCUGGGAUGAAUAGAUUCAGCCAUAGCACUUGGAGUAAGGUUCAGUGCGAGAUGAUUUUGGCGUUUUUAUCUUUUGCGGAAUAUUUCAGGCCGCGAUUCUUUCUUCUGGAGAAUGUCAGAAACUUCGUGUCCUUUAACAAAGGACAAACGUUCAGAUUAACCCUUGCUUCCCUUCUUGAGAUGGGCUACCAGGUAAGAUUUGGCAUUUUGGAAGCUGGAGCUUAUGGUGUUUCUCAGUCAAGGAAAAGGGCAUUCAUUUGGGCAGCUUCUCCAGAGGAAACACUCCCUGAGUGGCCGGAGCCAAUGCAUGUUUUUGCCAGUCCUGAACUAAAAAUAAGUUUGAAUGGAAAUAUGCAAUAUUCUGCCGUUCGCAGCACUGCAGAUGGUGCUCCUUUCCGUUCAAUAACGGUGAGGGACACAAUUGGAGAUCUUCCAUUUGCUGAAAAUGGCGCUUCAAAACUCAUAGUUGAUUAUGGUGGUGAGCCCGUUUCCUGGUUCCAAAAGAACAUUAGAGGAGUCUCGGCUGUCUUAAGCGAUCACAUAUCAAAGGAAAUGAACGAGUUAAAUCUUAUUAGAUGCAAACGCAUUCCAAAGCACCCUGGUGCUGAUUGGCGUGAUCUUCCAGAUGAAAAGGUUAAGCUGUCAAAUGGGCAAAUGGUGGACCUGGUGCCAUGGUGCCUGCCCAAUACAGCAAUGAGGCACAACCAAUGGAAGGGCCUUUUUGGUAGAUUGGAUUGGGAAGGAAAUUUUCCGACUUCCAUUACUGAUCCUCAGCCAAUGGGUAAGGUGGGCAUGUGCUUUCACCCUGACCAGGACAGGAUUCUCACUGUGCGCGAGUGUGCAAGGUCUCAGGGUUUCCGUGACAGCUACAUCUUUGCUGGUAACAUACAGAACAAACACAGGCAAAUUGGGAAUGCCGUGCCACCUCCUCUAGCAUAUGCUCUUGGUAGAAAACUGAAGGAAGUUGUUGAUGCGAAUCAUUCUUCUACUUGAGUCCUGAAUAUAUCAAUAAUUGGAAUUAACAAAAUCUCUACCUUUCUACUUUUUGUUUCCAAUGGUGUAAAGUAUUCUUCUUCUGGUAUUCUUCUUCUGCUAUUUAGAGCCUUCUCCUUUGAAGGCUUUUGUUUAUCCACAACAAGCAAUCAAUUUCUCUUCGGAGUGCUUCGAGGAUCCUGUAAAUGAAGUUGUUAGAGCUGCCAUUAUAUAGAUCACGGUUGGCACAUAAGUUUUUCCUUUUCUUUUAAAAUGGCAUUAAUGCCUUGAUUGAGGCAGCAGAUUUGAGGAUUUGAGAUUGUCAUUUUUGUUGUAUUGGUCUUGAGUAGAAUCACCAAGUCCUGAAGUAGCUAGAUAUGCUUUCUUAAUGAUUGUUUCUACAUUAUCUGGUGUUUAAGGUUGUACUUCGGUUUGUAAACUUUAUGUUGUUAUUGAUGUUGAUAUGGGC
Messenger RNA from Phalaenopsis equestris, 5603 nucleotides. RefSeq names its product DNA (cytosine-5)-methyltransferase 1B-like. The transcript is spliced from 13 exons. The record is from RefSeq and is a predicted model, not a curated record. Lineage: Eukaryota; Viridiplantae; Streptophyta; Magnoliopsida; Asparagales; Orchidaceae. Gene Ontology annotation, molecular function: DNA (cytosine-5-)-methyltransferase activity; chromatin binding. The coding region runs from base 557 to 5155 and encodes 1532 amino acids. Gene Ontology annotation, cellular component: nucleus.